AUGUCGCCUUCCGCUGAUACACCAGAGACCUCUAGCUCGGCCGACUCUACGGUCCUGAGCUUGAGAAAGUCCCUUUGCUCUGAGGACUCGCCUCUACCCAUUCGUUUCCGUGCUCUCUUCUCCUUGAAGCACGUCGCGACCACUGCAGAUGACGAUGCUACACGAAUUGCUGCCAUCGAGGCCAUCGCCGCUGGAUUCGCCUCGCCCUCCGCCCUUCUCAAGCAUGAACUUGCAUACUGCCUGGGUCAGACUGGCAACACUGCCGCUGUCAAACCCCUGCGACAGGUUCUCUCUGAUCUAAAGGAGGACCCCAUGUGCCGUCACGAAGCCGCUGAAGCCCUAGGUGCUCUGGGCUGGGCAGACAACUUAGAUAUCCUCCGUGAAUUCCGCGAUCGUAAGGAGGAAGAUGUUAGUAUUAUCGAGACAUGUGAGAUCGCUAUCGAGCGCAUCGAGUGGGAGAAUUCAGAAGAGCGACGAAAGGAAAAGCUGCGCCCUAGUGACUUUGCCUCUAUCGAUCCCGCGCCCCCCAUGCCCGAAUCCGAGAAGGAAGUCGAAGUUGAAGAGCUUGGUCGAAAGCUGAUGGACACAAGCCUUCCCCUCUUCGUCCGUUACCGCGCCAUGUUCGCUCUCCGAGAUCUUGCCUCCCCUCCCGACUUGCCAACCGCCACGCCUGCCGUCCUCGCCCUUGCCAAGGGACUGCAUGACUCCUCAGCCCUGUUCCGUCACGAGAUCGCUUUUGUCUUCGGCCAGCUAUCGCAUCCUGCGUCUAUUCCCGCCCUCACUGAGGCGCUGAGCAACACCGAAGAGGCCAGUAUGGUUCGCCACGAGGCAGCCGAGGCACUUGGAAGUUUAGGCGAAGAAGAUGGUGUUGAAGAUACCCUGAGAAAGUUCCUACACGAUAAGGAGAAGGUUGUUCGAGAGAGUUGCAUUGUUGCGCUGGAUAUCGCUGAGUACGAGAAGGGUGGAGAGGCCGAGUAUGCCUUGAUCCCCGAGUCCGCAGGAGCUGCCGCCUGA
Fusarium coffeatum is the source of this 1014-nucleotide messenger RNA. RefSeq lists its product as uncharacterized. NCBI's taxonomy places the organism in Eukaryota, Fungi, Ascomycota, Sordariomycetes, Hypocreales, Nectriaceae. The record is from RefSeq and is a predicted model, not a curated record. The transcript has 2 exons. Gene Ontology annotation, biological process: peptidyl-hypusine biosynthetic process. Bases 1 to 1014 code for a protein of 337 amino acids. Gene Ontology annotation, molecular function: deoxyhypusine monooxygenase activity.